CAAUUUUUACAGAAUCGUUAAACAUUAUAUUGACUUAAUUCUAUGAAAUAAUGAAUACGUCUCUAAUCGAGCAAGAUUCUCCAUUAGACAGUCUGUAUCUUGCGUUAGGACAAUGUUUUGGUAUUAUAAUAUGUGGGUAUAUUGCUGGGAGAUUGGAAGUAAUUACAAAAACAGAAGCAAAUGGAUUAAAUACAUUUAUUGGCACUUUCUCAUUACCAGCACUGAUUUUCUUAUCAAUCGCCAAAUUAGAUUUUUUAAAAGUUAAUUGGAAGUUUUUACUAGCAGUAUUUAUAGCUAAAAGUAUAGUUUUUUUUGUGGUUUUGAUAAUAUCUAUAAUAAGUACAAGACCGUCAAAUUUUGGACGUUCAGCUCUAUUUGCUAUAUUUACAACGCAAAGUAAUGAUUUUGCUAUUGGAUAUCCAAUGAUAAAUGCUUUAUAUGGCUCCAGUCAUCCGGAAUAUUCGGCAUAUUUAUAUUUAAUGGCACCUAUAUCGUUGGUCGCUUUAAACCCAAUAGGUUUUGUAUUUUUAGAAAUAGCAAAACGCCAUCAAGGGGCAGUAAAUAAUUUAGAAAGCAAUAACAUCGACAUGUUCAAAGCUAUUGUCAAGGGGAUAGCAUUUAAUCCUGUGCUUUUAAUGACAUUCCUUGGAAUUUUAGGGAAUAUUAUCUUUAAUCACAAUCUUCCAACUAUGAUUCAAGUACUCUUAGAAGUAUUUGGGAAUGCUUUCUCAGCGACCGCUUUGUUUUUACUCGGCCUUAUGAUGGUUGGCAAAAUUCAUAAGCUCAAAGGUGGUGCUCUAGUCAUACCAGGAAUACUUAUUUUGAUAAAACUUAUAGUACUUCCGCUCAUAAUAAGAGAAUCUGUUAUAUUUUUGAGUCCUGGAGACAACGUUACAGAAACAUCCGAUUUGAGUACAUUUGGCUUUCUUUAUGGAACAAUUCCAACCGCUCCGGCUCUUUUUAUAUUCACUCUUCGUUAUAAUAUUGACAUAGAUUUAAUUGCCUCGGCUAUGGUUGUUUGUACAUUUUUAGCUGCACCUCUAAUAUUUAUAUCCGCAAAAUUAAUUAACGCUAUUGGAAGCGCAGGAUCUCCAGUAGAUUAUGCCGAACAACUGAAAGUUUUUUCUCUCGAUACAAGUGCAGCGUCCACAACAGCAUGUUUAUGGCUACUGAUCUGCUUUAUUAUUAUUAAAAGAAAAACGUUUCAAAGUGAAACUCACAGAUGCACAUUGUGUUUGAUUUUAGCACAGUUUAUAACUGGAGUCGGUGUAAUUAUUUGGGCAAGAUUAGAUGAUAAUAGUAUCGGAACUUUUGUAUGGUAUGCACAGUUUAUUUUAAUAACUCUUGGUGUUUACGCCAGUCGCUUUUUGACAGCAGCAAUUGCAAUAACUCUUUUGUUUUUAAAUUGCCAAACUACUGCUUUUAUCGAAAAUUUACAAAAGUGGUUACUCAUUAUAUGCUGGGGAGUUCCUGUUAUUAUUAUAAGCUUAAUUUGUCUAACGGUGAUACCAGUUACACCGACCAACAACGAACUUAACAAUCCAAAUUUCCAAUUUGGUAGAGUGCAAGUCGCAGUAUCGAUUCUCAUAUUAGUUUUUUGCUUCUUUGUUACCGUAGGCUGUUUAGUACUUCGACAAAGAUAUUAUGAAAGAAACGUAACAUUAUCAACUUACAGUAAUUUGAGUUCAUUGGUAACUAAUUCAGGCGGAUUAUCAACAGGAAGAAAUAUCGUAGACGUCGAAGAUCUUUUAACUACUACAAACAGAUUGAAUUCAUCCGGCGUGAAUCUCAACGACUGUCCCAAUGAAUUGUGUGGAACCAAUGAGGAUCAUGACUGCAAUAGACACUGUCAAUUAGAAAAUGAAAAUGAAACAGAGACUUUGGACGAUAGACAAGUUCUGCGACAUUUGGUUCUACUCAUAUUACUCCUGUGUUCUAUGUUUAUAGGACUAGCAAUGUCAGUAGCGACUCUGAUAAUGGAACAAAUGACUGGAGUUUACACGGAGCUGGCAUUUUUGGAUGUCGCCUUAGUUUUUGGCCAAUCUCUCAUCUCAUUUGGUAUCUUUGGCUUAGAUCCCGGUCUAGGAGCACUAAGUUAUUGGUUACGAAAUAUAUUAAGGAAGUGUAGAAUGGAAAAGGAGCUUCAGCUUCCAGACGAAGAUUCAUUGAGUCCCGAAGUGAAGGCCUUUCGCGAACAAUUUAGGCGAUGCUAUUUACUUAAAUGCCAGGCGCGCAUUGCCGCCUGUCGGAGGCAUCUUUUGCGUACUUAUACCGGAGUUUUUACAGGCAGUGAUCUUGUCAGUUGGCUAAUAGAAGCCGGAAUCGCCUCGGAUCGCGAAGAGGCAACGUAUUAUGGCCGCUGCCUCCUCGAUAGCAGAGUACUGAAUCACAUUGACAGCACUCAACAUUUUUACGAUCGAAAUUUCUUAUAUACUUUUCGGGGUUGAUUUUUCAUUGUCCGUCUCCAUGUCAAUGUAUACGUUACGUACAUUUGUUGUAGGCAUUUGUCGUAAGAAAGUAAAUAUUUCGGUGAUAAAAAUUAUGAAAUAUUUUCGUUAGAAAUUAAUAGUGUUAUUGUCUUCGGUAUGUAUAUAUAAAGAUUAGUAUAAUUAUUAGAGGAAUUGUGACUUGUUUGAAAAAGCCAAAUUUAACAAAUGGCAGUUUUUCAAAAGUAUUAAAAACGAUGGAUGGAACUUCUUUUUUUUAUUAUAGAAUAU
This is a messenger RNA of Ceratosolen solmsi marchali, 2717 nucleotides long. It is a transcript of the gene anchor, whose product is annotated as integral membrane protein GPR155 homolog anchor. Bases 51 to 2447 code for a protein of 798 amino acids. Gene Ontology annotation, cellular component: membrane. The record is from RefSeq and is a predicted model, not a curated record. Lineage: Eukaryota; Metazoa; Arthropoda; Insecta; Hymenoptera; Agaonidae. Gene Ontology annotation, biological process: negative regulation of BMP signaling pathway; intracellular signal transduction; transmembrane transport. The transcript has 10 exons.